AUGAGCUUAUCUCAUAUUUUUGGAUAUAUAAAAAGCUUAGAAUCAAAAAAUUCCUUACAAAUAGCUAUAGCCUAUAUUUUGAUUGCUUACUUUUUUCAUGCUGUUUAAAUAACAUUUUACAAAUCAGGACAUUUUAAUAUAGUACCAUAAAGUUUAUUUUUGAGAUCCUUUAUUUCAAUAAUCUUUUUAUUUUUAUUCUAAUGGAAAGAAAACUUUUAUCCAAAGAAUAGAACUAAAUAUUUAUUACAAUCAUAAACGUUAGGUGCCUUAGGAUCUUUAUUUUAUUUUUAUGGAAUUAAUUUUAUUUCCCUUUCAGAGGGAGCUAUUUUAUUUGCCACAAAUUCAAUUUGGAGUUAAUUAAUGGUGAGUUUCAUGAAUGGAGAAAGAAUCACAAAAUCUCGAUUUUUGAAUUCUAUUAUAUGUAUAAUUGGCAUAGUGUUAGUUGUCAACCCGACAAUCACAGUAGAAGACCCUUUUAUGCAUAUAAUUGGUUGUUCCUGUAUCUUGAUUUGUAGUGUGAUUUAAUCACUCGGAUUUAUUAUAAUGAAAAAGAUUGGUACUGAAGUUCCAUCUACAAUUACUACAUCAUAUUUUCAUAUAAUGGUCAUUAUUACUUCAAGUUUACAAUAAUAAUACAUAGGUAGAUUUGAGUAUUUUAAUGGUUAUUUUUAUUACAUAGCAGGAUUUGCUGUUUUUACUAUGUUGGGUUAAUUAAUUUAAUUUAGAGCAUAAACAUUAGUGACAUAUGAUAAAUUAUGUAAUUAUACUUACUCAUAAACAUUGUAUAUUAUUAUAAUAGACUAUGUCAUUUUCAAUAAAAUACUUAGUUUGAAUGGGAUUAUAGGUGGAAGUUUGAUUUUAUUUGGUGUUUUCAAAUAAUUAGCAGAAGAUAAGAAAUCAAGAAAUUGA
Messenger RNA from Paramecium sonneborni, 909 nucleotides. The record is from the annotation of a GenBank genome assembly. NCBI's taxonomy places the organism in Eukaryota, Ciliophora, Oligohymenophorea, Peniculida, Parameciidae.